AUGGGCCUCCUCGACCACCUGUGGGACGACACCGUCGCCGGCCCAAGGCCCGAUUACGGUCUCAGCAACCUCCGUAAACACCACACCUUCAAUUUCCGACCUAGCUCCGGCAAGGAACCGGAGAGCGGGAGCGUGAGAUCGGUCGGUGACGAAUCAUCGUCGGAGGAAACGACGAGAGUGACGCGUAGUAUCAUGAUCGUGAGACCGCCAGGGUACCAGAGUGGAUCGCCACCGGUUUCUCCCGCCGGUUCUACUCCUCCGGUUUCUCCAUUUUCGGGAGCAAAAGAUUCGUUUCGGUUUCGAAGAAGGUCGGCAUCAGAUGCGUACGAGAAAAAAGGACAGAACAGAUCAGUCCCUUCUUCUCCUUACGAUGUGUGA
Sphenostylis stenocarpa is the source of this 378-nucleotide messenger RNA. NCBI's taxonomy places the organism in Eukaryota, Viridiplantae, Streptophyta, Magnoliopsida, Fabales, Fabaceae. The record is from the annotation of a GenBank genome assembly.